AAUGCUGCUUUUCUAUUUCAGUGACUUUCUGCUCCUACAGACCAGAGGGUUCAGCCCCACAGCAUGAUAGCGCCCCCUCCGUGCCUGAUGGUUGGUGCAGGGCAUGGAUUGGACGUGUGCCGCCUGCUCGGGGUUUCUCCACCAUACUGACGUGGUUUAAGGUAUAAAAUCAGCAUCAAACGUUUGGUGGCCUCGUGGCGACCUGCCAUUAACUGACUAACUGAUCAGUUUAGCCGCGUUUGGGAGGCUGCUCACAUGACGCCAUCAGGCAGGUGGUCCCAGACUCACAGGCUUCCAGACAUCUGCUGGCUAGAAAAUCUACUCUAGAAGUUUGAGGAUGUUCUGGAUCAUGGAGGAUCCGUCUUUCUGCUGAAGGAUGGAGUCGCCUGAGGAGGACUGCGUGUCCCCAGAGUCCACCGUGACGUCCCUGCUGUCCAGCUCUGGGCGCCUGAGGAGCAGCCUGCAGCCGCCUGAGCUCAGCAGAACCUUCCAAUAUGGAGAGCAGAUCUACGAUUCCGCCUCUGCGGCGCUGGAAGCCUACAUCGCAGAUUUUGAUGGCAGCUGCCAAAGGUGCCGGACGGUAACUGGACCCCUGGUUCUGGCCACGCCGAGGAAACCCAGAGCGGUCCGGCCCAGAAACAGGGACGUCCUCAGGGAGCGUCUGACGGAACGGGAGCUGGACUUCCUGAACCUCCCCGUCAGCUCGCCCCGUCAUCGCCAGAACCGAGACCGGGUCUCCAUGACGACAGACGAGCUGCUGGCCAUCCCGUUCGACGGCUCCAUGCCCAUCACCCACACCUCUGCCUUCAUGCAAGGUCUGCUGUCCCGCUCAGGAACGUCCCAAAUGUUCCACCCCUCCACCCAAGCUCAGCUCAGCAGCAGCCGUGUCGCCCCGAAGCCCCUGGACCGGACCCUGGACCAGAACUGUCCCCCUGCCGGUAGCUCCAGGCACAGAGGAGAACCGGAGUCGGACCCGUCGGUGGACAGAGGUUCUUCUCCUCUGACAGCUGCAGAUCUCCACCUCCCCCACUGGUUGACCAGCAACAAGGCCCACAUGGACGGUUCUGAGAUCAGCAGCCUGCCGGACCUGCAGUACCCGGCCUGGGUGCGGCACUGCAGCGUCAGCGACCCGGAGCUGCGGGACCAGCCAGAUGUUCCAGGAGGUGAAGAUCCAGGCUGGACGGAGGCUGAGGAACCACAGGCUGGACCCAGACAGGUCGGAGGUGAGGAGACGCUCCGGGCUCUGAGGCUCCAGCUGGCCCAGCAGAUUUCUGCCAUGGCUGCAGGAGGGACGGGUUCUGACGAGCCGGCGGCUUGGUUCAGAGGUAGAACCGGGUCGCUGGCUCUGCUGCCCGGUAACAGGAUGGAGGCGCUGAUCCAAAAGGCCGAUCAGGUGCUGGACUCGCUGAGUUCUGGAGGAGCAGAACGUUCUGCAGGUCAAGCAGCGUCUGUCGGCACGGAUGACCUGCCGCUCUCCUGGUCUCGGCGCCAUCGGCCCGAUCAGAACUUUCCCGCUCUAACCCGGCCAUGUCGGACCUUCACAGCAGCAGCUGAGCUGGAGGCUGGUCAGAACCACCAGGAUACCAAGAUCCUCGGACACGGAAACAGCAGCUGGAAGCAGCCUGGACCACUGGAGGCUAUGAAACAGCUGCUGUUCAGGUUGGAGGCUGUGGAGGCGGAGCUUCAGAGGCGGCCAGUCGGCAUCGACUGUCUAAAGACGCCAGAGAAAGAGGCAGUCGAAGGUGAAGCAGAUCUGCAGAGUUUUCCAGGCAGUCCGUCCCUGCAGAGAGCUCUGCAUCACCUGAAGCGUCUGAAGCUGCUGGUGGAAGAACCUGGACAGGAACGCAGACGGAGGGAUGAGGAGAAGGAUGAAGAUGAAGGACGUUACUCCUCCUCCACUGAACGGCUGCUGAGCAGGAUGGGUGCAGCUCCUGAUGAGACGGGGAAGGAGCUGGAACAGCAGCUCACACAGGAGGAGAAACAUCUGGAGAAGAACGGUUUUAGUUUCAGGAUUGUGAAGACAGACUGAGGACAGAAGAGCAGGACAAGUCCUGGUGAAGGUUCUAGAACAUCUAAAGGUUUAUUCUAAUAAAUAAGAAGGUUUCAGAACAUCUGGAGGUUUAUUCUAAUAAAUAAGAAGGUUCCAGAA
Messenger RNA from Cyprinodon tularosa, 2149 nucleotides. RefSeq names its product chromosome unknown C18orf54 homolog (gene cunh18orf54). The coding region runs from base 377 to 2029 and encodes 550 amino acids. NCBI's taxonomy places the organism in Eukaryota, Metazoa, Chordata, Actinopteri, Cyprinodontiformes, Cyprinodontidae. The transcript is spliced from 14 exons. The record is from RefSeq and is a predicted model, not a curated record.